This is a messenger RNA of Phragmites australis (common reed), 1116 nucleotides long. RefSeq names its product probable purine permease 11. Gene Ontology annotation, cellular component: membrane. The record is from RefSeq and is a predicted model, not a curated record. Lineage: Eukaryota; Viridiplantae; Streptophyta; Magnoliopsida; Poales; Poaceae. Bases 1 to 1116 code for a protein of 371 amino acids. The transcript has 2 exons. Gene Ontology annotation, molecular function: purine nucleoside transmembrane transporter activity.
AUGGCUGACAGCAACAACAAUGGCGCCACGAGCACGAACAACGGCGAGGUUCAGGUACAAAUUCCAGGACCAUCGAAAGCUGAAGGUCCAGCACCGUCGGAAAGCUCCGAAGUCAAGAAUUGGCGGUGGUGGUUCAUGGUGUCAGCUGAUGUUUUAUUCCUCAUUGUUGGUCAGACAUCAGCAACACUGCUUGAGAGAUACUACUUCAGUCAAGGUGGUAGCAGCAAGUGGAUAUCUACAUUCGUGAAAACUGCUGGAUUUCCUAUAUUAUUCUUUGGCUUGUUCUUUUUCCCUUCAAAGUCAUCUUCCACACAAAACAGCGACACUCCCAUUGCCAAAAUUGCUUUGAUAUACAUUGUCUUGGGGCUCAUCAUAGCUGCCGAUGACAUGAUGUAUUCCAACGGGCUGUUGUAUCUUCCAGUCUCGACCUAUUCACUCAUUUGCGCUAGUCAGCUGGCAUUCAACGUUGUCUUCUCAUACGUCCUAAACUCUCAGAAACUCACUGGUUUAGUCUUAAACUCUGUAGUUCUCCUUACUUUGUCUGCUUUACUCCUUGGUGUCAAUGAAGAAUCUUAUGGAUCUGCUGGUGUCUCAAGAGGAAAAUAUAUUUUGGGUUUCCUGUUGACAUUAGGAGCAUCAGGCACCUACUCACUUAUCCUUUCCCUGAUGCAACUUACAUUUGAGAAUGUGGUCAAGAAGCACUCCUGCUCGGCAGUUUUGAACAUGCAAAUAUAUACAGCACUUGUGGCAACUUUUGCUUCUCUUUGUGGAUUAUUUGCAAGUGGUGAAUGGAAGUCUUUAAAAGGGGAGAUGGACAGGUUCAAAUCCGGGCAGUUCUCCUAUCUGAUGACAUUGGUGUGGACAUCUGUAUCUUGGCAGGUCGCUUCUGUUGGAAUGGUGGGUUUGAUCUUUGAGGUAUCGUCAUUGUUCUCGAAUGUGAUCAGCACCUUCGCUCUGCCUAUAGCUCCUCUUUUUGGUGUGAUGAUCUUUCAUGACAAGAUGAAUGGAGUAAAGAUCAUAGCCAUGCUAAUUUCCCUAUGGGGUUUUGUUUCAUAUGUUUAUCAGCACUAUCUUGAUGAUAAGAAAGCUAGAAAGGCUGUAGCUAAUAGUGCGUAG